AUGGACGGCACUGGGGAAUGUAAAGGCAUGCAGUGUGAGUCCAUCGAGGAUGUCAAGCAUAGAAUGGUGGGUGGGGAAGGAGAGUACGCACGGGGUCGGAGAGAGGAUUGUGCCUUGGGAGUGAUCCGACAUGGACAUUGUCGCGAGCGUGCUCGCAUGUGCUCGUCGAUUGUUGCUUGCGCUGCAGAGCAGGAAGAAGAACGUGAAUACAUGGAAUUAUUGAAGAACUCGUUCGGCAUUGGUCAACAAUGCGGAAGUGCGAAUGCGAAUGCAAAAAGGAAGGCAAGCAUAAAACAAGAAGGACAACGGAGGAGAGGCAACGCAAGCGGCGGAGCAAGGAGUGGGAGGGAUGGGAGGGAUGAAAGACAAAAAGUUGGGAGGAGAUGGAUGAGCAACUAUUGUGCAGGUUAUUGUGAAGUGGACUGGCUGCUUACGCUUUAUGUUGAAGGACAGUGUAGUCAGCUCAGUGGCAUCAUCGCGCGAUCUGAGGCUCAGCGCGGGCAUCGCAACAGCAGAUUGGAGAGACAAGUACAGUGA
This is a messenger RNA of Fomitiporia mediterranea MF3/22, 537 nucleotides long. RefSeq lists its product as uncharacterized. Bases 1 to 537 code for a protein of 178 amino acids. The record is from RefSeq and is a predicted model, not a curated record. The transcript has a single exon. Lineage: Eukaryota; Fungi; Basidiomycota; Agaricomycetes; Hymenochaetales; Hymenochaetaceae.